ACAGUGUUGGAUAACAGUGACUUAUGGACGCAGUUGAGCUUGACCUGAUUCCCAUGCAAUUACUACGCAUGCAGGGGGUUGUGAUUCCUAUGUUGAUGCGUGGUAAGAGUCAUGGAUCACAGAAACAAGAGAACUUGUGUUCUUUUGUAGCAUCUCCCAUUAGAUCCUUGCCUGCGGUUGAGUGCUAUUAAAUGUGCCUCCUAAUCCAGCCUAUAUAAGCAGCUCAAAUCCUACGAGGAGAUGGUAGAAAGACUGGCACUUUGAGAGCUGAAGUGCUGCUUUGGUUCGAACUCCAUGGUGUCGGUGUCGGUGUCGCUGCAAGCGGCCCUUUCGCCAGAGGAGAGGAGGACAUGCCCCGACCUCCAGGAUUUCUUCUCCAGGAAAAGGAAGCGCAGAGAUGGAGAAGAGAGCCAAGGUAACAAGGAGCCCAAGCUGGUGAAGGACGAGGAGGAGGAAGAGGACACCGAGCUGGAUCUCGACGCUCCCUUGCCUUCGGAAUGGCAACGCUGCCUCGAUCUCAAGAUUUCGAUUGUGCAGUCGGGAGCGAUACACUUCUACAACACCAGGACGCACCGGAGGACCGCCAUGGAUCCCAGGCUGAGCAGCUUGGAGCCACCGAGCUCGCGGCCGAGGCUGGACCUGGAGCUCAACCUCGAGCCGCCGGGGAGCCACCUCUACGGAGGAGAAGGAGAUCUGGUGAAGCAGGAUGCAUGCAACUCCGAGGACGACGAGAUGGUGGCGACGGCCUGCAUGCGCUGCCACAUGCUGGUCAUGAUGAGUAAGGCAUCCUUAUCGUGCCCCAGCUGCAAGUUUGUGCACCCACCGAAUCACAGCUUCUCGGCGUUGUGCACGCCAGCUUUCAAGCUUGUGUGUUGCAAGGAUCAGUACUCCAAUUAGUCUUCCUUACGUAUCUUUAAUAUGAUGUAUAUAGUAUUGCAAAGAGGCAGGUUUUGGUCAGUUUAUGUUCAGGUGGAGCAGCACUCUUUGUUCAAUGGAUUCACGUUCCUAAAUAAAGUAGCAGUAGAUGACUGUUGGAGAAGACAAUGUGUCCCUGUGCCUGUAACUCUAGUCUUGUGUAAUAAGACAAAAGUAUAUUUAGUGGCAGUCAAUGCUUUU
Musa acuminata subsp. malaccensis (wild Malaysian banana) is the source of this 1116-nucleotide messenger RNA. RefSeq names its product protein CURLY FLAG LEAF 1-like. NCBI's taxonomy places the organism in Eukaryota, Viridiplantae, Streptophyta, Magnoliopsida, Zingiberales, Musaceae. Gene Ontology annotation, molecular function: protein binding. The record is from RefSeq and is a predicted model, not a curated record.